Microcebus murinus (gray mouse lemur) is the source of this 4615-nucleotide messenger RNA. Lineage: Eukaryota; Metazoa; Chordata; Mammalia; Primates; Cheirogaleidae. The record is from RefSeq and is a predicted model, not a curated record.
GACCGACGGACGCGCGGCCGGGCGCGCCUUCUGCUCGCCGGAGCUGCUCCGCAAACUACUGCUGAGUGUGUGCGUGCACGCGAGGGGCGGGGGCGGGGGCCGUGAGUCCCUGGUCCGGGGUUACUGCCCUCUGUUGGGGUUACCUUUGGACGGGGGCCCUUGGACUCGGAUUGGAAUUAGGCAAACAAAAGAGACCAGUCAGCGAGUGGCCAGAAGUCGCCCGAGCGCCUCGCCGCGCCCCCUCCUCCCUCCUAGGUGGGGGCUGGCCACUGGGGGGCCGGGAGAGGGCGACCGAGCGGCGGGGGGCGGCUGCGCAGCCUGGGUGGAAGUGUUGGCGGCCUGUUGUGUAAGCCUCAGUCCUUGUUUUCUCGGUCUGGCUCGUUGUGAAGCCGGACACAUCCACCCUUGGACUCGAUUCAAGAGGCUGCUGCUUUUCUCCUUGCCCCUGUUGGGUUUUCUGGAUUUUUGAGAACCCAAUGGCCUAGGAGGAGGAGGAGGAAGGAGGAAGGGGCAGAUCUGCAGAGGAAUGUGAGAGCCUCCCAAAGCCAGAGCAGCCAAAAGGAGCCGGGAGCCAGAGGGAAGGCAGAGCCCUGCUGCGUUUCUGGAAUGGUGGUUUCCGAGUGAUUCUCUUCUAUUUUAGAACAUUGUUCCAGUGGAAAGUGUCGAAUUCUUGCCCUUGCAGAGCUGGUUUCUUCAGGUCACUUGACUGUUCUUCUGAAAGUGGGAGGAAAGAGAGACUCCUGGGACUCCCCCAGGCUGCAGAGGGAGGGAAGACGACUAUGGACAUGAGCCCUCCCUGCUCACAGGCAUAUGCCCAGAGACGUGAUAGGGCAGUUUCUGGGCCAUGGACAUUGCUUUGAAGAGGAGCAGGCUGGACAGCAUUUGUGGGUGCUGAGACCCCAAGCUGGGGGCAGAGUGACUGAGCUGUAUAACAGGCAUUGAGUUGCUAGUACAUUCUUGGACACCCCAGUGAGCAUCCUUGGUCUGGGCAGAGCUCUCUCCUUCCCAUCUUUCUCUACUACCCAGACCAGCCAUGGCGCUGAAAGGCCGAGCCCUCUAUGACUUCCACAGUGAGAACAAGGAGGAAAUCAGCAUCCAGCAGGAUGAGGACCUGGUCAUCUUUAGUGAGACCUCACUGGACGGCUGGCUGCAGGGCCAGAACAGCCGUGGCGAGACGGGGCUCUUUCCUGCCUCCUACGUGGAGAUCUUCCAUUCUGGCCUCAGUGCCAACCAUGCCGACUGCUCUAGCAGCCUCGAAGGAUCUUUGGGCACUCAGGUGAGCUUGUACAACAGCUCCAGUGUGGCCAGCCCGGCCAGGAGUGGUGGGGGCAGUGUUUUCCUCUCAAACCAGGGCAGCUUUGAGGAGGAGGAUGAUGAUGACUGGGAUGACUGGGACGACGGAUGCACGGUGGUAGAGGAGCCACGGGCUGGUGGGCUGGGCACCAACGGGCACCCCCCACUCAACCUCUCCUAUCCUGGUGCCUACCCCAGCCAGCACAUGGCCUUCCGGCCCAAGCCAGCCCUGGAGCGGCAGGACAGCCUGGCAUCUGCCAAGCGAGGCAGUGUGGUGGGGCGCAACCUCAACCGUUUCUCUUGUUUCGUGCGCUCUGGAGUGGAGGCCUUCAUCCUAGGUGAUGUGCCCAUGAUGGCCAAGAUCGCUGAGACAUACUCUAUUGAAAUGGGCCCUCGUGGUCCCCAGUGGAAGGCCAACCCCCACCCGUUUGCCUGCUCUGUGGAGGACCCCACCAAACAGACCAAGUUCAAGGGCAUCAAAAGCUACAUCUCUUACAAGCUCACACCCACUCAUGCUGGCUCCCCAGUCUAUCGGCGCUACAAACACUUUGACUGGCUCUAUAACCGCCUGCUACACAAGUUCACUGUCAUUUCGGUGCCCCACCUGCCUGAGAAGCAGGCCACAGGCCGCUUUGAGGAGGACUUCAUCGAGAAACGGAAACGGAGGCUUAUCCUCUGGAUGGACCACAUGACCAGCCACCCUGUGCUGUCCCAGUAUGAGGGCUUCCAGCAUUUCCUCAGCUGCCUGGACGACAAGCAGUGGAAGAUGGGCAAACGCCGGGCAGAGAAGGACGAGAUGGUGGGUGCCAGCUUCCUGCUCACCUUCCAGAUCCCCACAGAGCACCAGGACCUGCAGGACGUGGAGGACCGUGUGGACACCUUUAAGACCUUCAGCAAGAAGAUGGACGACAGUGUCCUGCAGCUCAGCACGGUGGCAUCGGAGCUGGUACGUAAACAUGUGGGGGGUUUCCGCAAGGAAUUCCAGAAGCUUGGCAGUGCCUUCCAGGCCAUCAGUCAUGCCUUCCAGAUGGACCCCCCCUUUAGCUCUGAGGCCCUCAACAGCGCCAUUUCUCACACGGGCCGUACCUACGAAGCUGUUGGUGAGAUGUUCGCUGAGCAGCCCAAGAAUGACCUCUUCCAGAUGCUCGACAUGCUGUCUCUCUACCAGGGCCUGCUCUCCAACUUCCCUGACAUUAUCCACCUGCAGAAAGGGGCUCUCAGGACAUCUGGAACAUGAAGGAACUCAGCACAACCCACCGGUUUCCCUGGUGGCCACAGAAGAUCCUCUGAGGGGCUGACGCCCUUUGUAGGGACAGCAGCCAUUGGUCCAGCACUGUAAUUGUUACUCUGGGAGUGGGAGCACAACUGGGACGUGGCUGCAUAUGCAGCUUGAGCUCGGCAUGGCCCGGUCUUCCCUGAGAGGAGAAGGCGGACACAGGGCUAGCGGACCCUGCCACCGGCUUUCCCUUACUGCCCGCCCUCGCCGCUGGGGCGAGGCGCGUCACGGCGCAGCAGCCAUUGGCACGUCUGGGGCUCUUCAGGAAGGGCCGGUGGAUUCCUCUCUGCUUCUUCCACAGCGUUUUGGGCACAAAACCCCUCCUCAAUGCCUGACCCAUCUUAGUGGUAACUAACUAUGAGAGGCCCUGGGGUAGGGUGGGGGCCGGGGAGAGAGGAGUCCGCUGGGUCUGGUUCCCCACCGUGGUUCCACCUUCUUGCCAGGCCUCCCUCACAUGCCAUGGCCAGGAGUGGGCCACCCAGCCAGAGAAUGCUGGAGGUCUGCCCAGGUACCCCCACCCUUUGAAGAUCCGGAAUCUUCAGGGCCCAGAGGAAGGUGCUCGCACCCCUGGCAGUUCCCACUGGCUAGGAGAGGUCAGCGUGGGGUGGGGGUGCACUUCUCUGUUGCUAUUGGAGGGUGGGUGCUCCAGCUCAGUGGGUCCGUAGCUGCCGUAGCAACCCCACUUAAAGGGCCAGCUUCUAGGAUGAGAAGGGCUCAAAGGGAGCCCCUUCUUUAGCAUAAGAGACAUAAACCAUUUAGCAUGGUGGGCAGGGUUUCCAAGCUGGGAACCUGGGCCCCUCUGGCAAGCCCUACCCUGCCCCUCAGCUCACCCAUGGGGUCAUUUUCCAAUUCUGCUAAUGUCAGCUUAGGUCCCCUAAUGGGCAGGGCCUCCUGGCCCCCUAACUCCACACAGCCAGCUCCUGGGACUGGAGGAGGGCCACAGACUUCUGAAGUUUGUGUUCCUGCCUGUGCACGUGCUACUCAGGCAGGUAUUUAUCUCCGUGUUGUGUGUCUGAAGGUCACGAGUGAAGCAUACGUUGUGCAUUUGUGCGUUAAGGAGGGCAGGAGCUCCCAAGCAUUCCCGAACACUUGCACACAGGUUGCUGUUGUCUUUGGUAGACAGGAGGAACUGGCUCCUUAGAAGAAGGGGAUGCUGAGUUAUUUUAUAAAGUGGACGACGACCCCCUUAAGCCUCAGGUGCGGAUCUGCAGGGGGCAAGGGACUUACAUAAAUCAAGGCCCGCGUUUAGGUUGUGCUCCUGGCCCUGGCAUGCAUGAAAGACCCUUUUCCAGGUCCUAGCAGAACUGCUGGCACAAGGCCCUGGGUAGCAGCCCACUGUCCCACACAGGCUCAGAGGAGCAGGAGCUGUGUCAGCUGGUGCCAGCUCGGUGGGGGCAGGGCAGGCAGGCUGUGUGAACAGAGAGCAUCGUCAGUCCUCUGGGGGAAAUUGGAGAUGAGGCCAGAUCCUGCCCAGUGGGUCUGUCACCCUCUUCUCGGCUUACAUUUCCAGGGAAACUGGUCGCCCUGGAUGGAGAUUGGCCCCAGAUACCAGGGUCUCGAGGCUGCAGUCCUGCACUCCAGGGAGGGCCUGGGCAGAGUGUGGGGUAUAGUGUGGAGAUACCCUUGGCAGGGCCCCUGUGUGUGGCUGGCCUGGGGGCGCCAGAGAGACCAAGCUUAUAAAAGGAAUCUAGGGCUAGGACUUCAGGCUCAAGGUGUUUGGGAUCUCUGGGGCCCUGGCCACUGCCCUGGGGAGCUGCACUGCUCAGUGUGGCAAGAAGAGCCUUGCUUGGCCCUGGUCUCAGCCACACCACCACUCACCACCUUCCGUGUGACCCUGGCGAGCCCGCUCCGCUCCCUGCCUGCUGGGCUCCCCCGGCCUUCUGUGGCCUGUCAGCAGUGAUGAACCUGGGUUCCGGGCUUCCUUCCUGAAGCUUCCAAGAGUGGAGGAGCUGAGAGGCCAGAGGCUGAGAGGGUGUGGAGCAGGGGUCCUCAAACUACGGCCUGCGGGCCACAUACAGCCCGCCGAGGACAUUUAUCUGGCUCACC